Molecule: messenger RNA, 4010 nt
Organism: Homarus americanus (American lobster)
Lineage: Eukaryota; Metazoa; Arthropoda; Malacostraca; Decapoda; Nephropidae
Product: aprataxin and PNK-like factor
Exons: 9
Coding region: 683-2491 (602 amino acids)
Biological process (GO): double-strand break repair
Cellular component (GO): nucleus; site of double-strand break
Molecular function (GO): protein binding; DNA-(apurinic or apyrimidinic site) endonuclease activity; 3'-5' exonuclease activity
Source: RefSeq, a predicted model, not a curated record
GGUACUUCGGACAACUGGAAAUUGCUUUUCAUCGUAUACUUACGAAAAUAGAGCGAGUUUAUAUAGGCGUUAAGCAUCACGGCCGUUGCUGGUGAAUUGUGACGUAAUUCUGGUUUUUCUUAUAUUUGGGCCAAUAUUAUUGUUUUUGUUUUGUCAGACGUGGCAAGAACAAUAUCUCAGUGUCUUCUGGAUGGCCUGAUACUGACGAUAUUGCAGAAUAAAGAAACUACAAGAAAUUACCCCUCGCAUCGUGAAACAAGCGCCGUGGUGACACCUCAAACCCACGUAUGGAUGUACUUAACUUAAUUUUUUCAAGAUUAUUAAAGAUGUUCAGAGUUCAUUUUGGCCACAUAUAGCAAGACGAAUGUCUCAGCUUCCUGUAGAUACCGAAUAUUGAUAAAUAUUCCAGAAUUAAGGAGAUACAAAAUAAUCAUGAACUCUUGCAGACAUUUAUCCAUUUAUCACAAGUUUUCUUAUCUCUCUGAGAAAUUUGUAAUACUUGUUGUGCUCUCUGCUUGGGGUUUGGGCUUUGCUGGUGCACCUGUAUAUUUCACAAAUAACCAUAAUUGUUGACACACUGGUCCCGGGACCAGACGCGGGCAAACAAGGAGGUCACCAGAUGAUUCGUGGUUACAACAGUGAGUCACUGCACACGUGACCACACACAACUUAUGCAUCCAGGAUGAGUAUUUCAUUAAUUCGGGUGAAAGGCCCCAGUGAGGACGAGUUUGUAGAACAGCACAGCAAUCAGGAGAUACCUAUAUCUCCACCAGUUGUCUUGGGAAGAGGAUCUCUGUUGAAGUGUGGUGAAAAAAGAGUGUCUCGAAGACAUGCUUACCUGGACUGGGAUGAUGAUGGGGUUCUCAUUACUUCGGUUCAUCAAAGCCCAACCUACAUUAUGGUUAGUGGUGAGAAAGAAAAGUUAACUGAAGGAAGUUCUAAGCUUCUUGCACAUGGAGACAAAUUUGGCUUAAUGAAGACUAAUUUCUGGUUCAAAAUUAACAUACCAAGUGCUACUCUUAAAGGUAAUGAAAAGAAAGAAGCUGAAAUCUUACACAAUGAGGAAAUUUCUUGUAAAGAACCAACACAAACCGGAAAGAAAAUGAAAAAGGACAAUGAUUCAACAGCUGAUAAAAAUGUAAAGAAUAAUAUGUACCAGUCCAGAGAAAGGGAUGUAGACAGUGACUCUGUUCAGAAUUCUGGCACUCAAGGUGUCCCAUCUGAGCAGGAAAAGACAGAAAACUCUCAUAACAAUCUUGAUCCAAAGGAGGAAGAUACAUCACUUAAGAUGAAGAAACCUGUGACUGAGAACAUAGCUCAAGACCAUCCCUCUUGUAAUGAAGGUGAAGUUGCUUAUUCUAAAGUCACACCAGAGGAAAUAGAAGCAGCUGUAUCUACAAGGAAGCGAGAUUUGCCCACAUGGAUGGUUAAUUGUGAUGUGUCUAAAGACAAGGGAUGCCCAAGAGAAGACACAUACUUACUCACUCGUGGUGGCAGACAGAAGACUUGUUCAACUCCUUCAAGAAGAAAAAGAGCUGAUGACAGUAAUCUAUCUGUGGCAUCUCAAACAAACAAAAAUACUACACAUAUUAACCAUCUGUCAACCAGUCCAGCCACAAGAGGAUCUUCUAAAUUAAAUGAUGUUGAAGGAACAACAAAAAACAAGAAUUUUGAAACCAAUUGUGUUACACCAAAGAAAAAGAAAAACAAAUUGAGCCAAGGGAAGGGAGUGGGUUCACCCAAAAAAGCUGUUUCUCCAAGGAAACUUGGGACCAGAAUUCACCACGAUAUAAGUGAGGAGAGUAAUGAUGAUUUACCCAUCACUGUUACUACUGUUCGGGAAAAAAAAAAAAAUAGUCCAGAUAAAACCAACCAGAUACCAGCUAAAAACCACAGCAGUAAUUCCCCAAGUAAAGCCCAUGAUGUGAGUGAAGAUGAGGAGGACAACUUGAUUGAUGAGUCAACUAAUAGUUCAUUUAGUGCAGAGGCCAAUUCAUCAGCUCCACCCACUACAUCUACUGUAGCAGAAACAGCUGUUCCCAAGAGAAAAAAAGCUCCCAGAAAAUCCUGCCAGUAUGGAGGCAAAUGUUAUAGGAAAAAUCAGAAACAUCGAGAAGAUUUUGCCCAUGAAGGAGAUUCAGACUACAAUAAGAACCUCUCUGACCCAGAAGACUCUGAUGAUGAACUGCCUCAGUGUGAAUUUGGUGUAAAUUGUUAUCGGAGGAAUUCUCGGCACCGUAGAGACUUUCGCCACAGUAGGGUCCCUCAGCCGCAACGUCGAGUGAAAAGAAAAGCACGGCAACAGCAGUACGAGGGAGGGAGUGAAUCCGAUGACUAUGAUUAUGACGAUCCAUUCUUAAAUGAGGGCAGUUCAGAUGACUACGCACCAACAGACUCUGGCUCAGACUCUGCCAUGGAAGCUGAGCAAGGGGAGGAGGAAGACACUACAAGAAUGUUGAAAGAAGCCAAAAAGUUUGUGAGGAAGAAAUAAAUGUUUGUGAAGGUGUUUUAUGUACUGUACAGUAUAGCUAAACCAUUUUAUGUAAUGGUAGUGAUUAUGGGGGUUUGGGUAAAUUGGAAUAAGUAAACUUUCGAACUGUUUACAUAAUUUCAUGGAGUUUUGGGGGAGAGAUUUGUUAAAGCAAAACUGAGCUUUGAUUCUUCAGUGUGUUGAUGUCCCAUUUAUAGAAUUCAAUCUGUGGCUAUUUGUGACUUCAGAAAAUUGAACAACCCUUUACCAGUUUUCUUUGUAAAAGGAUACUGCUUUUUUAUCAUCUUUUAGAACCAGUUUAUAAAUGUACAUUUACAAAUAAAUAUACAAGUACUAUACACAAAUGGUUGAGCAUAUUAUAGGAAGCAUCAAGUAGAUUUGGUAAUGAUGGCUUGAUUAGGUGUAGUUAAGAAUAAAGGCAAAGAAAGAAUUUGAUUUGUGUUUGUUACAAGUGAAAGUAUGAUUUUAUUUUUUUAUGUCUUGUUUAAUAAGGGUUGAGGAUGAAGGGUUAAUAAUUCAUGAGGACUGAUACUCUCCUCUUUGUACCUCACCUAGUUUAACAUGAGGCCCUUCAAGGUGCUUUUGUUGUACUCCAUUUAAUUUCACAUGAGGUAACUUGCUCUUGUUCCCAUGUAGUUAGGGAAGCAGUAAAUAAGAAACACUUUUCCUAAUAAGUAUAGACAUUUCACAUUCACCGGUUACCUUUACAGGUAAAUCAUUUUAUAUCCAGGAAAAGUACAGUACUGUACUGGUAUAUUUAGUUCACCAUACAUGUUUUGUACAGAUAUUCAUUCUCCAUGUUUCUCACCAACACCAAAUCUAAAAAAAAAGAAGACAUUCUAUACAUUAACACUUCUUGCUUCCUUCUCAUAUUCAUCUUCUGACAAAUUUUUUUUUUUCCUUCACCUUCUUCUGUACUUGUACUACUCUUUGUCUUUUAAUACUUGAUAAGACUAUCAAGGACAGGAGGGCUCCUACACAGGCACUGGCCUUCAUACCUUGGCAUGGCCACCUCUAAUUUUGGUGACCAUUGGGUAAGUAAGGUAACAUAAUCAACACUGCGGCUGCACUUGGGUAAUUUCCAGUAAAAAAAAAAAUGUGGUUUGUGUCAUGUUUAUCCUUGACCUUCUCUACUUCCACUGAUGUACGGGGUCUCUUCCCUGUUAAAUAAAAGUAUCUAGCGGUAGAUGAACAUACUGUAAUAUUAAAAGCGGUGUCCCCUCAGUGAAGGGGUUAACCCACAAAUGGCUACACCUACUCUAUACAAUCUUAAAUUUAUAUUCUGUACUUUCAGUCUUUCCUUUUGUCUGAUAGUUAUCCUUUAGCCAUCAUACACUUUAACUAAAUACUUUAUACAGUACUGUACCAUAUAUUACAACACAUGAAGAUUGUCUCUUGUGAAGGAUGAAAUGUUCUAAAUGAUUACAGUAUUAUUAUGUCUGAUGUAUAACACAAUUCAUUGCCUAAAUGUUACUGUACAGUUAAUUCUUGAUGAAUUAAAAAUAUGGAUAUUGUAUUA